Molecule: messenger RNA, 2760 nt
Organism: Pecten maximus
Lineage: Eukaryota; Metazoa; Mollusca; Bivalvia; Pectinida; Pectinidae
Product: chitotriosidase-1-like
Exons: 16
Coding region: 69-2609 (846 amino acids)
Biological process (GO): carbohydrate metabolic process; chitin catabolic process
Cellular component (GO): extracellular region
Molecular function (GO): chitinase activity; chitin binding
Source: RefSeq, a predicted model, not a curated record
UUGCUCUCUGGGUGUCACUACAAGAGAAAAGUGUAAAGGUUCACACUAGUCAUUACAGAAGAGCGAACAUGCUGGGCCUAAAAUUACUACUGUGUGCUGUUAUUUUUCAGUUGUCGGAAUCUGUGGCUAACCCUCGUCGUACAUGUUUCUAUGAUGGCUGGUCUGCUCAAAGAGAUGGUAUAGCCAAAUAUACACCGGAUUUGAUCGACCCCUUCCUCUGUACUCACCUCGUGUUUGCGAAUGCAAUAGUCAGGAAAGCCAAAGUUUGGGAGAUUUACAGGCGGAUAAUGAAAGACACAAAUAACUACAAGACAUUUAACAACCUAACGUCGGCCAACCCGAAUCUUAAAACGUUGAUUAUGUUAUCCGAAAACGAUCCAGGAGAUUUAGAAAACAUGGCACGAGAUACCACAAAUAGAACGACUUUCAUCAGCAGCAUCAUCCCAUUCUUGAAAAAACGAGAUUUCGGAGGCCUCUGUCUUCAAUGGAAAGGGAACUCUGACUACUUCAAACUAAUGAGCCAGGAAAUUCGCCAAGCAUUUGAUGCUGAAACAGCAUCAACAAAUAUUACUUUUCUUUUUGUCGCUGAUCUCAUUGGACCUACACUGGACGACUUUAACUACAACUAUGACCUCAACACUAUCAAAGAAACUGCAUCGAACUUCGACUUUUCGACUUUGCAAUCUUACGCUUUGUACGACGAGUCUGAUGAUACGGUGACUACACAUCAUAGUCGAAGAGUACCAAGAAGCACCGAUUCUGGCAAGGACAGAUUCCUCAAUAUGAAAGCUAUAGGAGAUUACUUCAGUUUCCUUGGAAUUCCAAAAUCGAGCAUGGAUAUGGGUAUUGCCACCUAUGGACGUGGCUACGUUUUAUCUAACGAUUCAAACGAUGGUGUUGGAGUUGGCGUCACAGGACCCGCACCCGCCUCUAAUAACACUGCUACUCUUGGUUUUAGGGCAUAUUACGAGCUUUGUAAAUCCGUCGAGGUAGGAUCUGGUGGUGUGUUCCGCGAUGAGGGAGUUCCAUAUUUUGUUGGAAGUUCCUUGUGGAUUGGCUUUGAUGACAUUCAAAGUGUCACAGAAAAAGCGACCUGGAUCUUCAAUGAAGGCUACGGCGGCGCCGCUGUAUGGGGGUUAUCCUUUGACGAUUUUAGUCAAUACUGUAGUUCUUCUGACAGGCCGUAUCCACUUCUUAAUACCCUCAAAGAUACAUUUGAACAGGCUGUCGCUCCAGCUCCUCCAAAAGAGUACAGACGGAUGUGUUAUUUUACCACAUGGGCGGCCGACCGUUAUGGACCUGGUCAAUUUACCGUCAAUGAAGUAGACGAAUUCCUGUGUACCCAUCUAAUUGUGGCCUUCGCCGAGGUGUCGAGCGAUAGUGAGAUUCAGGCUAGCAGCGUCAACGACACACUGAUAUACCAAGAUGCCACAAGCCUAAAGGCAAACAAUCCUGACCUGAAGGUCCUGAUUUCUGUUGGAGGAUGGAUGCAGGGCAGCCCAAGGUUUUCCCACAUGGUUUCAGGACCUAAACGGAGAAGGGCCUUCGCCGCCUCUGUCAUUAGCUUCCUACGUUUACAUGGCUUUGAUGGAAUCGAUUUGGCUUGGCAGUACCCAGCUCAAAGACAUGGGUCAAGACCCGAAACAGACAAAAAAAAUUUCGGAAUUCUCCUUAAGUUACUAAGACAAGAAUUUGACGCGGAAACUCUUACUGGAAACAUGACUACACUGAUAUUGACGGCUGCAGUUGCUGCAGAGCAGGAACACAUUGACUACGCAUACGAUGUGAAGGCUUUGUCAGAAAACUUGGAUUUCCUGAGUAUCAUGACGUUUGACAUGCAUGGCUACUGGGAUGAGUUUACCGGCCAUCACAGUCAGUUGAAGCCACUCAGUUGGGAAAGUGGACCUGAUGGAAAUCUUAACUUGGAUUGGGUUGGGAGGUAUUGGCACAUGCGUGGAGUUGACAAAGAAAAGAUCAACAUUGGAGUGGCUACAUAUGGGCGUGGUUUUGAACUCUCAUAUGCACCAUAUGAUUGGAUUGGCGCUUAUCAUGAUGGCCCCAAUGGUCCAGGCAACUACACUGACGAAGAAGGUUUCCUAGCAUAUUACGAGAUAUGCCCAAUGGUUGCGAGUGGAGAUGGCGCAGUUGAGAGAGAGGCAGGAGUACCCCAUUAUGUCAAGGAUGAACUAUGGAUUGGUUAUGACGACGAACAGAGCAUGAGUAACAAGAUGCAGUGGCUAAUAAGUGAGGGAUAUGGCGGAGUCAUGAUUUGGUCAAUGGACUUGGAUGACUUUAGGCAGACAUGUGCUUCUUCUCAGAGUCGCUUCCCUUUAAUCAAUUCCAUUAAGAAUACACUGACAGGUUUGGCAAAUGGCACGCUCACAACAGUUGUUACUGAGGGAACGACAACAUGGGAAUCAUCGACAAUGUCUUCUACAACAGAGGAAGGACCACACAUUAACUGCACGGUGUUACCUGUUGAUGGACCAUACGAAAACCCUAAUAACCCAAGAACCUUUUACAAGUGUUCGCACGAUAAGGCCUAUCUGUACUGGUGUCCCUCGGACUUAGAAUUCAACGCAACAUUAUCAAUUUGUGACUAUCCUUGAAUAAGCUACAAUAUAUGUCACUAACUUACCAUUAUUUCAUAUUCAAACUGUAUCCUGAUGCAUUGAAAUGAUAUGCUUGAAUUGUUGUGAUGACCACGGUAUAAAUAUGUAUUGUAUGAACAAGUCAAUAAAGGCAUUCAUGCUAACAAUA